Molecule: messenger RNA, 2330 nt
Organism: Rhodamnia argentea
Lineage: Eukaryota; Viridiplantae; Streptophyta; Magnoliopsida; Myrtales; Myrtaceae
Product: pentatricopeptide repeat-containing protein At5g14820, mitochondrial-like
Exons: 1
Coding region: 195-2111 (638 amino acids)
Molecular function (GO): protein binding
Source: RefSeq, a predicted model, not a curated record
GCAACUUGUCAAAACCUUUUCGCUUGUCAGUGUCCGCUGAGUACCCACCAAGCACCAGCCGAACCACCGUCCGGCACCAGCAAGCCACCACCAACAUUCCACUCGGAAGUGUUCCUAACUCUCCCACUUUCCCUCCUUCUGCUUCAACCACACUCUUCUCGCUUCUCAGCUCUUCCAACUCUAAUGGCAGCCCAAUGCGUAGCUCUCUGAGAAAACCCCUCUAUCCGCUUCGGCUUUCGCAGCUCCGAUUCGUCUCUCCGAUCCGCGACCUCCAUGGCUCCGUACGCAGCGACUUCGCCCCCGACCCGUGCUCUGUCGAUAGCCGACGACGACGGCGGGAACCGGACCCAGAAGGACGAAUUCGCCGAGAGCAAGCUGGUGGUGCUUCUCUGCCCAUGUCUAUUCUGCGUCAUUCUGCUGCUCAUCAUACUCUCCGUCUUCCUCACCGUCAAGUUCCGCCUUUUCUGCCACACCCCUCUGGGCUCGCUGAUUUACAAGAAGAAAUGCCAUUGACGCUCUCCAAGGCCGUCAAUCUCGCGGGUUCGCCGUAUGUAGGUGCCUUUUGUAGGGAGUUCUGUAGUGUUGAGGAUGGGGGUAUUGAUUCCGACGACGGAAACGUCGAUGGGGAUGAUGAUAGUGAGGGAUAUGGCGUUGGAAAUGAAGGUGCUGGGGCGGAAACUCGGGCUGAUCGGGGCGAGGUGGAUCGUGUAUGCAAGGUGAUCGACGAAUUGUUCGCGCUGGAUCGGAACAUGGAGGCGGUGUUGGACGAGUGCGGGGUCAUUUUGAGUCAUGAUCUAGUGGUUGACGUGCUGAAACGGUUCCGUCAUGCUAGAAAACCGGCGUUCCGGUUCUUCUGCUGGGCAGGGCAGAGGCCCGGUUUUGCCCAUGAUUCAAGAACUUACAAUACGAUGAUGGACAUACUUGGAAAGACGAGGCAGUUUGAGACCAUGGUGUCUGUGCUCGAGGAAAUGGGGACCAAGGGGCACCUGACGAUGGAGACGUUUACGAUUGCAAUAAAAGCUUUUGCUGCUUCUAAAGAGAGGAAGAAGGCUGUUGGGAUGUUUGAGCUUAUGAAGAAGUAUAAGUAUAAAGUGGGUGUUGAUACUAUUAAUUGUUUACUCGAUGCCCUUGGUCGGGCAAAGCUUGGAAAGGAGGCACAGGCGCUUUUCGAGAAGUUGGAGGAGAGAUUCACACCGAAUUUGAGCACUUACACAGUUUUGCUUAAUGGAUGGUGCAAGGUGAGGAAUUUGAUGGAGGCAGGGAGAGUGUGGAACGAGAUGAUUGAUAAAGGAUUUACGCCCGAUGUUGUUGCUCAUAACACAAUGCUUGAAGGGCUUUUGAGGAGCAAGAAGAGGUCGGAUGUAAUUAAGCUUUUCGAGGUCAUGAAGGCCAAGGGACCAUCGCCUAAUGUGCGAAGUUAUACUAUUAUGGUUAGAGACUUUUGUAAGCAAGGUAAGAUGAAAGAAGCUGUUGAGUACUUUGACGAGAUGGUAAAUAAGGGGCAUCAGCCAGAUGCUGCCAUCUACACAUGUUUGAUCACAGGGUUCGGGAACCAGAAGAGGAUGGAUAUGGUGUUUGAAUUGUUGAAGGAGAUGAAGGAAAAGGGUUGUCCACCAGUUGGGAGGACCUAUAACGCUUUAAUUAAAUUGAUGACCAGUCGCAAAAUGCCGGACGAUGCAGUCAGGAUUUAUAACAAGAUGCUUCAAAGUGGCAUUGAGCCAACAAUCCAUACAUAUAACAUGAUGAUGAAGUCCUUCUUCAUUACAAGAAAUUACGAGAUGGGUUGUGCAGUUUGGGAUGAAAUGGGCCGAAAAGGGUGUUGCCCUGAUGAUAAUUCUUAUACUGUGUUCAUCGGGGGGCUUAUAAGUCAGGGAAGAUCGGAAGAGGCUUGUAGAUGCUUGGAGGAAAUGCUAGAGAAAGGAAUGAAAGCUCCUCAACUCGAUUAUAACAAGUUUGCAGCAGAUUUCUCCAGAGCUGGGAAGCCUGAUAUUCUUGCGGAAUUGGCUAAAAAAAUGAAGUUUUCUGGCAAGUUUGAAGUUGCUAAUGUCUUUGCAAGGUGGGCUGAGAUGAUGAAUAAGAGGAUCAAGAGAAGAGACCCUGUUAAAAGUUAAAACCUGAUGGCUUUGUCCCUGAGUAAGCCAAAUUCCAGGGCAUGGCUGAUCUUAACAAUUAGCGUGAAGAAUUUUCUGUUUGCUCCUUGUUCCGAGCUUGAGUUUCAUGCUAAAGGCAGCAGACUGCCUUAUUGUUUUGUGUUGUAUCACUGCGCGUGUAAAUCACUGAUCCCUUUUUAUUUUUUUUGGGAAAGGAAAGGGUUCAUUGAUCUUUGUUUC